Molecule: messenger RNA, 4018 nt
Organism: Podarcis muralis (Common wall lizard)
Lineage: Eukaryota; Metazoa; Chordata; Lepidosauria; Squamata; Lacertidae
Source: RefSeq, a predicted model, not a curated record
UAUAGAAAGAUGAUGUUUGCGGAUCUGCUUCUGGCCACAGAAAGGCUCAAAAGCGAGAAGAGAUUCCUCAGCAACAUGAUUAUCAAGCUCGUGGGGGAGAACCAGCAGCUCUUGAAAGAAAACAAGCAUUUUAGGCAAGAGAUGAGGAGCCUGCAGUAUCCACAGCGUUACAUAAAAAGAACCUGGGAGGAGAUAGAGGUGGAAGACGGAAUCAAGAUCAAGAAGCCAAAGGCUAUAAAGCAUCAGCAGGAAGAGUGGUCUAGAUUGUGUGACUGUCAGCUGGCCAGGCAUCAAGAACACCUAGGGACGAGUAUGGCUCACCAUGGAAUGGCCAGCUGUGAUUCUUCUCUCAUCUCUAAUUCUGUCAGGCGUCACCAUCUUCUAAGCAAUGUGGAAGCCUGGCAACCCUUGGAGCACGAACUUACAAGGAAUGCAAAGAAGACACUGCAAUGUUGGGAAAAGAAGAUGGAAGAAAAAAAGGGAGAUCUUUUCAAGGAACAAGUACUUAUGGUUGAAACAAGAGCAGCUUUGAUUGAACAAGGAAAGCAUAUUGAGAGUCUUCAGAUGAAAAUAAAUUGCCUGCAGAAGGAACUCAAGGACUCUGAGCUACAGGCUACAUUACAGGCAGAGGAGCUGAGUAAAGACCAUUAUGAACCAUGUUUGUAUGAAGUAGGCAUGGAACAUUUAGAAGCACAGAUGAGUGGAGCAGGAAAAAGAAGCUGUGUUUAUAUAUGGCAAACAAGCACACAUGCUAAAAGACCUGAAGAUGACACAGAAAAGAAAGAGCCUGAAAAGAUGACACAGAAAAGCGAAAGCCCGGCUCCUGAAGUUCCUCCAUCGUCCAGAUAUAACCUAAACAAGAAAUGGCUUGAAGAAUCCAUAGAGAGACUCCAAGGGAAAGCAGAUCCCAAGACAUCCAAGAAGAAAGUGGUAAGGUGGCUUCAGGCAUCCAUGGAAUGCCUUCCAAAGGAAGCACCCAAACCAUCUAUUGAAGAAUGGCUUAAAGAAUCCCGUAAAAACGUUGAAGAGCAAUGUCCUGGAGAAGACAGACAGGAUGUGAAAGAAUGGCUUGACAUAUCCAUAAGUAACCUCCAAGAGGAAGGUCCCGAAACAUCCCACCUAGAUGUUCAAGAAUGGCAUGAAGAAUCCAUUAAGAGCCUCCAGGGCCUUCAAGAGUCUGAAGCGAAGCCUAAGUUGCUCAGGGGUAAACUAAAGAAGAAACGGCUUGAAGAAUCCACAAAGGAAGCUUCUGAAACUUGUACAGAUAAUGUAUUAGGAACGCUUCAGGAAGCUAUGGAAAACCCCAGAGAGAAGAGUCCUGAGGCACCCAAGCAAACUAUGGAGGACAUUGAAGAGCAAUGUCCUGAAGCAUUUAGAAAGGAUGUGAGCGAAAGGAUAAAAGCCACCACCUGUAACCUCCAAGAGGCAGGGCCUGAAACAGACCGCCUAUGCAUGCCGGAGUGGGCUGAAGCAUCCAGUAAAGCCAUGCAGGAAAUCCAAGGGCAAAGUCGCAAAGCAACGAAACUGAAUGCUCAGCAGGAGGCGCUUGCAGUGCCAGAAUGGCUUCAAGCAGCCAUGGAGAAACCUCCAGAAGCAUCUAGGCAGGAAGGUCCUGAAACAACCCAGCUCAUUGUUCCGGAAUGGCCUCAAGCAUCGAAAGGUCUGAAAAACGAAGAAGCAAAAGAGAAAAUGAAGCAAAAGGUCAAAGAAUCCAUGAGAAGCGUCGUACAGGAAGGCAAUGCAGCAUCUAGAGAAAAUAUGCAAAAAUGGCUUCAAGAAUCCAUUAAGGACUUCAUGGAAAGGGGUCCUGAAGGUUCCAAUGAGGGUUUGCAGGAAUGGCUUGAAUCAUCCAUGAAAAGAAUUGACGAGCUAUAUCCUGAAGAAUCAAGAGAGGAUAUGAAGGAGUGGUUUAAAGCAUCCAUAAGAAACUUGCAAGAUCUAGGGCCUGAAGCGUCCCAUCUAGAUAUACAAGAAUGGCUUGAAGCAUCCAUGAAAAACAUCCAAGAAAUUCCUGAAGCACCCAUGAAGGGUAUCCAGAAGAAAAGUCCUGAAGCAGAGACGGAAAGCAUCCGGGAGAAAGGUAAGGCAUCAAGUAAGAGGGUGCAGAAACCAUUCACAGAAAACCAACAGAAGUCCAUGCUGAAUGUGGGGAAGUGGCUUCAGUCAAACUUAAUAAGCCGCAUACAAGAAAGUUCCGAAACAUCCAUAGAGAAUGUGCAGGACUGGAUUGAAGAAUCCUUAAGAAACGUUGAAGAUGAGUUGCCUGAAGCGUCCAGAAAGGAUGUGACAGAGUGGCUUGAGGAAACCAGAAAAGGGCUCCAAGAGGGAGGUCCUGAAGCAUCCAAGCAGGACCUGAACGAAUUCCUAAAAGCAUCCAUUCUGAACCUCAAAGAGGACGUUCCUCCAGCAACUGCCAAAAGUGUGCAGCAGUGGCUUGAUGAAUCGAUAGAAAAUGUCCAAAGGGGAGCCUCCAGACUAGGGGUUCAAAAGUGGCUUGAACAAAACCUGAAAACCAUGGAAGAGGAAGGACCUGAUAUGUCCAGACAGGACCUACAGGAAUGGUUUGAAACGGCCAUAGGAAACCUGGGUGAAACAUGUCCUGAAGCAUCAAGACAUGAUGUGAAAGGAUGGCUUGAGGCAGCCAUGAUGAAUGUUCAGGAGCAAGGUCCUGAAGCAUCUAAGGUGAAUGUGUACGAAUGGCUUGCAGAAUCUGCACAGAAUUUUAAAGAGGGAACUUCUGAAGAAAGCAUAGUAAAUGUGGAAGGGUGGGCUGAAUCGGCGAUACAGAGUCUCAAAGAGGAAGCCUCCAACCUGAAUACUCAAGAAUGGCUUGCAGAAUCCCUAGCGUACCUCAAAGAAGACCCGGAAGCAUCCCGGCAAAAUAUUAAGCAAUGGCUUGAAGAAUCCAAAACACACCUCAAUGAGGUGUGUGCUGAAGAAGCUAGAGUGGAUGUGGAGAAAUGGCUCAGAGAAGUCACAGACAGUUACCAGGAGGUAGGACCCGAAGCAUUCAAAGGGAACCUGCAGGGAUUCAUAAGAUCAUCAAUGUCAAACCUCAAACAGGAAAGUAUUGCAGCAUCUAGAGCAAGCAACAGGGAUUGGACUGGCAUAACCAGAUAUACUCCAAACACCAAGAUUUCUGUACCGAAAAUAAAACGCAAUGUAUCCAGAAUGAAAAUGUAUUCGAUGCCUCUUCUGCCAACCAAAUCAGUGCUAGGUCAAAUAGUUGAGGAAAGUGAAGGAAGCAGAUCGACCUUCGACGAGGACAGAACGAGUGGGAAGGGAGGAAGGAACUUGGAGAGAGAGAAAAUCUGGGAGGGAGGAAAAAACUUGGAGAGUGAGAAAAUCUGGGACGGAGAAACAAGCUUUGAGGAAGAAGAAACAAGCUUUGAGGAGGAAGAAACAAGCUUUGAGGAUGAAUACCCAGAAGUGCCUGAAGGAAUUAUUUCGCGAGGAAAACAGUUUUUAAUGACCCUGCUAUGCAACAUCAUCUGCUGGUAUAGAGAACACCCGGGAAUAUUGUCCAAGAUCAUCCCUGGAACCAUCAUAGCAUUUAUUAUCUUUCUCUAUAUACACUUCAAAUAUUACUGUGUAAUAACCAACAUUAAACCUGUCUAAGUUUACCAGUAUAGUAAGGCUCCGGGCUGCAUUAUGAGAAUGCAGGUAGCUUUUUGUUAUUAUAUUUUAAGCUGCAAAUGCAGUAGUGGGAAAUAAACAAUAUCCCUAACCAGUUUCUCAUAGUUAGGUGGUGAUGUUGUUUCCCCAGAUUUUGUCAGAAUUCAAGACUAUUUGCCUUGGUCAGCAGCUUGGAGCAGACCUCUGCUGAAGAUGCUUCCAGAUGUUGGUGGCAUCAGUAUCAGCAAAUGGGCAACCAAGCAAGUGCACCAGAAGAUACCUGAUGAAGCUGAUUCUUCCUGUUAUGGGGUUUUCUAAAUUGCCGUAUUUUUCGCUCUAUAAGAUGCACCUAGUUUUUAGAGGAGGAAAACAAGAAAAAAUAUUCUAAAUCUCAGAAGCCAGA